CAGCUGUGUUCUGUUUUCAUUCGUCACGGUUGCAUUCAGUAAAUAAUAACAAAAUUUAUUAAAUCACUUUUCGAAUAAAUUUUGUUUGCGGAAAUUCUACAGCGCUUAUCUCUACUUACAUUGUGGCGCCAAAUCUAAUCAGCUGUUUAUAAAAGGAUUUAAAAACUAAAUUUUAACUAUAAUAAUAUGAAUGUUAAAAUUAAAAAAAUGAGAAUCCCAAUUGAACUUAAACAAUUGCUGAAGAAUCAGGCUGAUCAUGGUAUUUCUUGUGCGCCGGAAUCAAAUGAGGACGAUUACUCAAACUUAUUGGCGAGAGUUCCAGGACCAGCAGGUUCACCAUACGAAGGCGGCGUAUUCCAAAUUAAGAUAAGUUUUGGCACCCAAUAUCCUUUCCAACCACCAACUUUCAAGUUCUCUACGCCCAUUUAUCAUCCAAACAUAGACAACUCGGGCAAGAUUUGUUUGGAUUUGUUACGUAUGCCCCCAGCCGGUUCUUACAAUCCUGCUAUUACACUAGAGUCAAUGCUACUCUCCAUUCAAUUACUAUUAGCUUCUCCUAACCCAGACGAUCCGUUGAAUAGCGAAGCAGCGCAACUCUACAAAACUAAUCAUGAGCAAUUUAUUAUUAAAACACGAGAAUUAGUGCAAAAAGAUUGUACAAACUACAAAAAUGGCAUAUAAAAGGUCCAGCCACAAAGCGAUUUAAAUAAAUCACCGAUAUCACCCAGAAAAAAAAAACAGUUCAAUUCAGCUGUCGUGCAGAUAUACAAUUCUAUUUUAAUGUCUUCAUUUCCAAGUUGGUCAUCACCGUUACAAUUAUUUAUUAUUUAAUCAAUACAUUUCAUUUUAUUUCAAUUAAUUUUAUGUUGACAAUUAUUUAUUUAUUUAGCAAUUUAAUUUAUAAUGGGCAUCAUGAAUUAUUUAACUGUGUAUUCCACUUAGACGCUAGGUGCGCUUGUUUUGCGUGUCCUAUAAAUGAACAUCACAUCUAAAAUGUAAAAUCCACGAAAAGGAAAUCAAAUAUGAAACUAAACAAAUAAAUAACAAAUAGACAUGUUGAUUUUAAACUA
Messenger RNA from Bactrocera oleae (olive fruit fly), 1070 nucleotides. Lineage: Eukaryota; Metazoa; Arthropoda; Insecta; Diptera; Tephritidae. The record is from RefSeq and is a predicted model, not a curated record.